Messenger RNA from Selaginella moellendorffii, 1611 nucleotides. RefSeq names its product pentatricopeptide repeat-containing protein At4g02750. The coding region runs from base 1 to 1611 and encodes 536 amino acids. Gene Ontology annotation, molecular function: protein binding. NCBI's taxonomy places the organism in Eukaryota, Viridiplantae, Streptophyta, Lycopodiopsida, Selaginellales, Selaginellaceae. The record is from RefSeq and is a predicted model, not a curated record. The transcript has a single exon.
AUGCCCGGGCACAGCAUCGUCGUCUGGAACGUGGUUAUCACGGCGUAUGGCGCGCGCGGUUAUGUGGAUGAGGCGCGCGGUUUAUUCGCACGGAUGCCCGUCGCCAACGUCGUUUCGUGGAGCAUCGUUGUGACAGCAUAUGCCCAGGAAGGGAAUCUUUUAGAGGCGGGAAUCUUGUUUGAUGCCAUGCCCGAGCGCACUGUCGUGCCUUGCACGGCGAUGAUCGUCGCGAACGCCGAGAAUGGGAAUCUCAGAGAAGCGGAGGAGAUAUUUCACCGGAUGCCGCAGUGGAAUGUGCCCAGCUGCAACGCGAUGAUGAGCGCGUUUGUGGAGCACGGGGAUUUUGCCAGCGCGUUGGUGAUUUUCGAGGCGAUGGAUGAAAGAGACGCCGUGUCGUGUACCACAAUGAUGCUGGGGUUUUCUCGGAAUCUCGAUUUGGAUCGGGCCAUGGCGCUGUUCAAUCAGGCGACCGGGAGAGAUCUUCCAUUUUGGAACGCGCUUCUUACGGCAUUUGCCGAGGCGGGCGAUUUGGAUCAAGUGAAAGAGAUCUACGCCAAGAUCCCACAUAGCAAUGUAGUUUCUAGCACAGCAAUGGUCACGGCUCUAGGAAAGGGCGAGCAUCUGAAGGAAUCUAGAUACCUCUUCACGAGCAUGCCGGAGAGGAACUUGGUCUCUUGGAGCGCUAUGCUUGCAGCAGAUGCCGAGAACGGGGAGUUUGCUCACGCGGAGGCUGUCUACUGCCGGAUGCCGAAGUGGGACGUCGCAUCCUCAACGGCGGCAAUCGCAGCUUACGGAUCGGCCGGCUUGCCGGGGCGAGCGCAUUCCAUCUUCCAAUCCAUGCCGAUUCGAAACACGCUGACAUGGUCGGCCAUGCUUUGGGCGUAUGCCCAGAACGGACAUAGCAGGGAUGCAUUCGAAGUUUUCCAAUGCAUGGCGAUUGAGGGCGUCGAUCCGGACAAGUCCGCACUGAUGGGAGUCAUAGAUGCGUCUUCCGGGCUCGCCUGCACUACGAAGGCCAAGAUUAUUCACAUGAUCGUGGAAGAACUCGUCCAUCCGCCGGACGCCGGUAUCGACACCAAGCUCGUGAGCAUGUUUGCGAAAUGCGGGUGUCCCGAGGCCGCCAGGGAGAUCUUUGAUCGAAUGGAGGAUCGCGGCCGAGUGGCUUGGAACUCGAUGCUGGCUGCGUAUGCGCAGAACGAGCGAGGGGCGGAGGCGCUGCAGCUGUUCAAGGAGAUGGAGCUGGAAGGGAUCGAAGUGGACGAGGUUAGCUUCGUGUGUGUUCUAUCCGUCUGCAGCCAUGCCGGGAUGCUGGCCACCGCGUGCUGUGAGUUUUCGUCCAUGGUUGGCGACUUUGAGAUUGCUCCCGUGGUCGACCACUUUAACUGCGUGAUCGAUCUGCUGGGGAGGCUGGGCAGGAUUGGGGAUGCACAGGAGAUUGUUCUAGAGAUGCCUUUUGAGCCUGGCACUGUAUCGUGGAGAUCGGUGUUGAGCGCCUGUGGAUUGCAAGGAAACGUCCAAAAGGCAUCUUUGGCAGCCACGGAGCUUCACAAUCUGGAAAACCAGGAUGGUGGCCCCUUCGUUUUGCUCUCCAACGUCCACGCCAGGGCAUAG